UGAAAUUUCUGAGACACUACAAAUUGCUUUUACCUCUGAAACUUAGGUCUUGGUGAUUAGUGUCUAUACAUAUGCAUCAUAUCUAUCAAACAUUUCUCCCUCUCACUUAAUAAAUCAUCUUUUGAUCUUCUCUCAAUUCUCAACUGAAAAUCAACAGCAGGCAAAAGGUUUUCAGAUAAUUCCAUCUGAGAAAAUGUUGAAGAAAAGCUUCAAACCUGGAAAAUGCAAGACGUCACUGAAGCUCGCCAUUGCACGAAUCAAGCUUAUGAAGAACAAGAAAGGUGUUCAAUUGAAGCAAAUGAAGAGGGAAUUAGCCCAGCUUCUCCAAGCUGGACAAGAGCAAAAUGCUAGAAUUCGGGUUGAACAUGUGAUACGAGAGGAAAACACAAGGGCAGCAUAUGAUAUCAUUGAACUAUUUUGUGAACUCAUUGUAGCACGCUUGCCAAUUAUUGAGUCCCAAAAGCAUUGCCCCAUUGACUUGAAGGAAGCUAUUGCCAGUCUAGCAUUUGCUUCUCCAAGAUGUGCGGAUAUACCAGAAUUGCUAGAUGUACAGAAGCAUUUUGCAGCAAAGUAUGGGAAAGAUUUUAUUUCAUCUUCCCUUGAGCUGCGACCAGGUUGUGGAGUAAACUGCACAAUGAUUGAAAAACUGUCUGUAAGAGCCCCAAAUGGUGAGACCAAAAUUAAGAUUUUGACUGCAAUAGCCAAGGAGCAUAACAUUGACUGGGACCCUGCUGCAGCUGAGGAGCAAAUUAUUAAAACUCAUGAAGACUUGCUUGUUGGAUCAAACAAGUUUGUAAGUUCUGCUAAUGUCUCUGUUCAACCAUCAGAUCUUGAGUUCCCAUCCCCUCCAACUCAAAAGCCAGUACCAGCAUCACAAUUGCCCCAGGAUGAGGCGAGAAAAUCACCUGCCAGUUCUGAAACUUUUCGUUCUGGUGAAACGAUGUCUCCUCACAGUACCAUGCGUAGCGACCCGCCUCCUACUGAACCAAGGCCUCCAGAUAAUAGAAGUGAAAUUAGAGAAUCCAGAUUCUCAUCUUUCGAGGAGGGGAACAAAACUUCAUUGAACCGCCAUGGAUGGAACAUGGAAUUCAAGGAUGCAGCAUCUGCUGCCCAUGCAGCUGCCGAAUCAGCAGAGAGAGCGAGCAUAGCUGCUCGUGCUGCUGCCGAGCUCUCUAUUCGUCCUAGAACUCAGCACCCUAUGGAACCAUAUGCCCAAACAACUUCCUCUACAAUCAAUCUUUCUAACCAAUGGGGGCAGAGAGAGAAUGAGAAUAUUGGUAAUGAAAGUGUUGCUAGAAGUCAUAGCAAAUCUAGCUCCCAUGGCUCUAGUUCAAGUAUUACUGAAGAUGACAUUCAUACUCAAAACAUAGAUGUUCUUUACCGAAAACCCUUUUCGGGUAUGAAACCUGGCUGCAGUAAACCUGAGGUGGAUGAAAUGAACGAAUAUAGAGAGGGCAAGAGUGAAAGUGGGUCUCAGUCCUCUCAGCCUAGUUUCACUAAUGAUUAUGGGCAUGGGAAAUAUCCUAAAGAAGCUGAACAAUCUUCCUUUAUAUCUAGUAUCCCUGAUGAUGGCUAUCCUAAAGAAGCUGAACAAUCUUCCUUUAUAUCUAGUAUCCCUGAUGAUGGCUAUCCUAAAGAAACUCAACAAUCUUUCUCUAGUUUCAGUAAUCCUGAUUAUGGACAUAGAGAUUAUGCUGAAGAAACUCAACAACCUUCUUCAAGUUUCAGUAAGCGUGAUUAUGGACAUGAAAAUUACGCUAAAGACACUGAACAACCUCCCUCUAGUUUCAAUGACCCUGAUUAUGGGCAUGAAAGCUACUCUAAAGACACUCAACAACCUCACGAUCAUUUCAUUACCCAUUAUGGACAUGGAAGUUACCCUCCAGAAACUCAACAACCUUCACCUCGAUUCAGUACCUCGGAUUAUGGACAUAAAGAUUAUCCAAAAGAAACUCAACAGCCUUCUUCAGUUGAUCACUCAUCUGUGGUUUUCGAUGAUUCCAGUUCAGAAAGUGAUGCACAUAUCAUACCAGAGGGGAAUGACAGUUAUAAAUUUGAUUAUGACAAAUUUGAUCAAGGAAAGCUAUCUCCUACUCUCUCCCUGGAUUCAGAAUCGCGAGGCCUAAAGGACCAGAAGGGUGCAUAUUCAGGAAGUUCUCCUUUUCAUUCUCUGGAUUCUGACAUUUGGGGUCCCAAAGAACAGAUGGCUGGAUAUUCAGGGAGUUCUAUUCACUCUCAAAAUUCAGACCCUUGGGGGCCGAAGGAGCAGAUGGCUGGAUAUUCUAGUCAGAGAAACACCCAUCUUAAAAUGGAUUCUGCUGGAAACGAAAAUUCUCCUUUUGAGCCAUCUCACAUCACUCCAAAACCUGAAAUUAAGCGACCAUCUAGGGAUCGGUCCCCUGUGGUUUUUGAUGACUCAGAUGCAAUGAGUUCUGAGAGUGAAGAGGAAGUUCAUAUGUAUAAGCCAGGUGAAGAAAUGGAAGCCAAAGGCCCCAAGGAAACAUUGGAGGACAAGGGCUCUAGCAAGAGAGAGAGCUUAGAGAGCGAGGGUGAGCUGAAACUGGGAAAAGUAGUGGGUGGCCUGAGGAACAAGCCUUUUGUUCGGCCCCCAUAUGUAAAGCCUCCCGUGAACACUGAUAAACCAGCUUCUAUAGACUCUCCCAAGACUUUUACUUCCUCAGAAAAAGCUCAUAACCAGGAUAGAGAGCACAAGAAUUCACAGGCCGGAUCUUUCAAGAGAAAAACCAAACUCAGUGCUCCUCGAGUUCCUAAUUAUUUUGAUUCAGAGAGCGAAGAUUCCGAAUCUGAAUCCUUCAUUAGACCUGUCGAAGUUAAGAGUUUUACUGGUGGAAAGAUUUCUCAUAGGACUGCACGGUCGAGGGAUUCACAAUUAAAACCCAGCGACCAACCUGGGAGCAAACAAGAGUUGUCUUAUGCUGGAGAUUCUAUUUUGAGUAGCAGUAGUUUGAGAAAAAAUUUCAAUCAGCCUAAUCCAUCUGUUUGGGUUGCACAGGACGUGGUGGGUUCUAGUGAUAACGUGAGAACAAGAUUAUCGCAGGUUAAUCUUUCAGCUGAACAGCCUCUAAGGCCUCUGCCUGAGAGAGAAUAUGCAGAGAAGGAAACUAUGAAACCAUAUUCUUCUAGUGAGAGAAAGAGUUCUAGUGUGGCAAACCGAACAUCGCAACUGUAUCCAGGCGAACAGCCUGUAAAGAAACCAUAUACAUCUAGUGAGAAAAAGAGUUCUACUGUGGCAAACCAAACGUCGCAACUGUAUCCAGGCGAACAGCCUGUAAAGCCUCUACCUGAAAAGAAGUACGCAGAGGCCAGGGAAGCGCCAAAUCCAUCGACCUAUAGUGAGAGAAAGAGUAGUAGUGCGAGAAACAGGCCAUCCCAAUUGAAUGAACAGCCUGCGAUGCCUGUGCCUGAGAAGAAGGUUACUGAGACCAAAAAAAGUUCAAAACCAUCGGGCUCUAGUGAGAAAGUUGAACCCGCCAGAGUUUCUUCGCAUGUCCACCCAAAGUUACCUGACUAUGACAAACUAGCUGCACAGUUUGAGUCACUGAGAAAAGACCGGCGUUCAUCUUAGAACGGUUUCUGUUUGUCUUAGAUCUAUCGUGAGAAUUUGAGUUUUAAUAAUCAGUUUGUUUCACAUUUAUUUGUAAUAUUGGUUGGAAGAAGAGAGAGGUCUGUUUCACAUUUAUUUGUUAUAUUGGCUGCAAAGAGAGAGAGAGAGAGGGGGAGCAAAAUGGGGUUGUGGGAUUUGAAGAUGAGAGGGACGAAAGUUUUGGAGCCUGAGAGAAGUUUUAGAGAA
Amborella trichopoda is the source of this 3811-nucleotide messenger RNA. RefSeq lists its product as uncharacterized. NCBI's taxonomy places the organism in Eukaryota, Viridiplantae, Streptophyta, Magnoliopsida, Amborellales, Amborellaceae. The record is from RefSeq and is a predicted model, not a curated record. Gene Ontology annotation, biological process: protein transport.